AUGGGACCAUCAAAACACCGCGCCCGUUUCUUUUCUCCCCACCGCUCAAGCGCAAGCCAAUCCGAAACAUCCUCCCAGCCAGACUCCAUACUCACCUCCCCAUCAACUGCCGCCUUGCAAGAGCCGAACUCGUCCUCCUCCGCCACCGAACAAGCCGCCCAGCACCUCAGAACCACAAACCGCAUCCGCACAGAACUCGAAGAAGUCCGGCGUCUGCGACGACUCCACGACCCGAGCUUAAACACCGACGAGGCGGACAAGAUCGACCGGACGAUAGCCGACACCGCAGAGGCAAUCUACGAAGUCGCCGUGCUGCUGGAGCCGACGCGCAUCGAGCAGGAGGUGCGCGGGGGAAAACUGAGUCUGGGGAGCCAGCUGCGGUGGAAGUAUCGAGAUAGCCAGCAAGUGAUUCACAAGUUGAUUCUGUUACUGCAGUGUUAUCAAGACUUGAUCCCGGUGUUGAGUGAUUUGCGGCGGGUGAAUGUGUCGCAGCAGCUGCCGCCGAGGAGAUUUGAGCUGGAGGCUGGGGUUCCGCCGAGUGUUUCACUGGAGACUAGAGACAAUAAUAUCCCUCUUGAUGGGCCCGCUCGGGGAGAUAUUGUCGCUCCUCCGGGUGGAGGGGGAAAGGGGUUCCUUGUUGAAAGACCGCAUGAGAAGAUCGUGGGGAUGGGUGCCGAGACACCAGGCUCAGCUAUGAGAAAGCCUGAGGAGAAAAAUCCCGUCAAUGCUGGUGCUGUGAAUGGCGAGAUGCACGAUUUACUGGCGUGGCGGCGCUCGCGAAAUCCGGUUACUGAAACCAAGCGGUCCUCCAUUUACAUGUCGCCUACACCGAAAGCGAAAGGGAAAACUUAA
Messenger RNA from Aspergillus affinis, 852 nucleotides. RefSeq lists its product as uncharacterized. NCBI's taxonomy places the organism in Eukaryota, Fungi, Ascomycota, Eurotiomycetes, Eurotiales, Aspergillaceae. The record is from RefSeq and is a predicted model, not a curated record. The transcript has a single exon. The coding region runs from base 1 to 852 and encodes 283 amino acids.